AUGGCAUCUGCCUUGAUCAAGGAGCCCAAAGUGGGAGUGGGCGUCUUUGUUUUUAAUGAUCGUGGUCAAUUCGUAAUUGGUCAGCGUAAAGGCGCUCAUGGAGCAGGUACAUGGGCAUUACCAGGUGGUCAUCUUGAAUAUGGUGAAACCUUCGAAACCUGUGCAGCCCGGGAAACGCUCGAAGAGACGGGACUGUCAACCACGGUUGUAAAGUUCCUGACAGCCACCAACAACAUCAUGCGGGGCGACGACGCACACUACGUGACGAUUUUCAUGACCGCAAAAAUUCAUGGAGACAAGACGGAACCUGAGCUCCUAGAACCAGAGAAAUGUGAGUCUUGGCAAUGGAUCACAUGGGAGGAAUUAAGCUCUUGGGCAGAGACUCAUAAGAACGCUUUGAAAGAAGGCCGCAGUAGCACACGAAAGUUGUUUUUGCCACUGUUGGAUUUAUUCGAGCACCGGGUUGGUAUAAAUCCGACUCACAGCAUCUGA
This is a messenger RNA of Aplosporella prunicola CBS 121167, 492 nucleotides long. RefSeq lists its product as uncharacterized. Gene Ontology annotation, molecular function: 8-oxo-7,8-dihydrodeoxyguanosine triphosphate pyrophosphatase activity. The transcript has 4 exons. Gene Ontology annotation, cellular component: cytosol. NCBI's taxonomy places the organism in Eukaryota, Fungi, Ascomycota, Dothideomycetes, Botryosphaeriales, Aplosporellaceae. Bases 1 to 492 code for a protein of 163 amino acids. Gene Ontology annotation, biological process: dGTP catabolic process. The record is from RefSeq and is a predicted model, not a curated record.